Molecule: messenger RNA, 1545 nt
Organism: Pochonia chlamydosporia 170
Lineage: Eukaryota; Fungi; Ascomycota; Sordariomycetes; Hypocreales; Clavicipitaceae
Product: phosphotransferase enzyme family protein
Exons: 2
Coding region: 1-1545 (514 amino acids)
Source: RefSeq, a predicted model, not a curated record
AUGGCAUUGUACGGUGCAGAACAGUCCCGCGUCAUCCAAGAACGCGAGAACUUCAUCGAUGCUCUCGCAAAAAGAGGAAACGACGUCAGGCGCCUGGUCAACCGCCACCAUCCAGACGGCCUGCGAUGCCAGUUCUUCAAUCAUCCCAAGGCCGAGUGCCAUUAUGCUCGCGGGAGCUUCAAUGUCUGCUUCUUCGUGCAAUUCUGCUCUGGAGAAAGAUGGGUUGUUCGGAUACCACUGAGGCCAUGCCUAGCGAUCCCCGCCAGUGAAAAGCUCGAAACUGAGGUUGCUACCAUGUCACUUAUUCGGGAAAAGACCACGAUUCCCAUUCCCAAGCUUGUUGCCUACUCAUUAACCGAGACCUGUGACCCUCUUUCAACCUACAUCAUCAUGGAGUAUGUCGCAGGGGGGACCAUUACUACAAAACAUCUAGAAGAUGCAACGGACACACAGCGGGAUAACUUGUACAAGUCUCUAGCCGAUAUUCACAUACAGCUUAGACAACUCGAGUUCCCCGCCAUCGGAAGACUCACCAGGAAUGCAGACGGUGCAGUGGAAGUCCGCCCGGGUGCCUUGACCAUGGACGUGAAUGGUCUUCAAGUCGAAGGGCUGGAUCCUUUUGCCACGCAAGCAUCCUUUUAUCCCAAGAAUGGCUUACCAGCUUCAGCAAAUGACUACAUUGCCAUGAGGCUGCAGAUGAGCUGGAACGCCUUCUUAAAGAGCAGAAACAACAUUGAACAAGGCAUGGCCGAAAGCAUUCUGUAUCAUCUACACCUCUUCUUUCAACAUGUCGAGAGGUGGAAAGAUCCAGCACUAGACCAGGGGCCAUUUGUCUUGGUUCAUGGGGACAUGCAACCGCAAAAUCUCAUAGUCAACGAGCAUUUGGAAAUCAUAAGCGUCAUCGACUGGGAAUGGAGUCGCGUAGUCCCCCUGCAGUUCUUUACGCCUCCUUUAUGGCUGACUCGUCGAACCACCGUUACCAUGGCCGCGCCAGCCUCAUAUAGACUGUAUUUGAAGACAGCGCUCGCACAGUUCCUUGCCAUUGUAAGGACGCAGGAAAUGAGUUCCCGUGGCGAAGACCGAUUGUUUACCGAAUGGACCGCAAGCAAGGAAGAUGGUGGGUUCCUUAUGGCGAACGCCUUGGAGAAUUGGACAGAUAUUGACUGGUUCGCCUACCUACAUCUGAGUCAGGGGGAUGACGAGAAGUUGGCAAAAGAGGUCCCGGAUUUUAUAAAGGCUGACCCGAUCCGUGGCCUUAUUGUUCGGAUGAAAGAGGAUGAUGCUGUAUCCUACGAUGCGGAGAUGCAGGCACUUGAAGAGAGAAAAAAGGCGCAUAUACCCAGCAGAGGCUAUGCGGGUCUAUCCCAGCUGGCUGGCUGGCUGACCCCAAAGCACAAGGAGAUGCAAACGGCACAGGUGUCAGUUGUUGCAGGAGCAAGUCUCCUUAUAUUGGGAUGGUUUCUAAUAGGGAAAAGGACGCAAACUAUGACUAUCCCCAACCUUGCAGAAGCUCUAUUUGCUGCUGCAACUCGUCUUGCCUCCUAG